AUGACAUCAAAAUCAGCGAGAAGCAAACAAGUGCGAUUGACAGACUGGCAAUUAUUUACCAACAAUGGAAAUUUUAAUAAUCCAGUACCUCCUAGUAGACGACUAAACAAGCGAUAUCCCUAUUUUGUAGACGAUAUUGAUGCCAACAGUGUACGUACACGUUGUAGAACAGCAAAAAGUCGAAAUCAAUCAGCAAUAAGCACAAGUACAAGAAGAAUAUUAAGUGCACGAUCUAUCUAUUAUCGACGUGCACCACGAGUCAAACCGGUUUAUCUCGAUCUCAAUGAAGAAUGUGAUGAAAUUCAUAUUUAUCCAUCAACGAAAUUACCAACAGCUAGAACAUCAACAGCUUGUUCACAACGUUCGCAUAUUUGGGAACCUCAAUCAUGGUCAUUUUCUUAUCUUCAUCGAGCAAUUAUUGCUAUUGAUGAACAAGCUAAAAAAGAUUAUUUAGCUGGUCGUACAAUGAAUGCACUUGCAGCCUGGCAAAAUGCACUUAUCUUUUGUGAUCAAUUAAGUCAGAGAACACAAUUAUGGCCUGAAAACAAAGCCCAACUUGAUGAAGAAAUAGCGGCGUUGAAACGCACAUACAAAAAACAUAUGGAAGAAAUAAUGAGAAACAAUCAGAAUAUUCAUCCAAAUCAACAAUUUUCCGUCCCGACAAGAAAAUGUACAAUGUGUCGAACAGAACAAACUCUCGAUCAAUUUCAUGAACGAUUAAGUAAUGAUUGUCACCAUGUUGAACGUACAAUUUGUGACAAAUGUGUUUAUGAAAAUGGAAAAUUUCAACUUGAAAAUUUUCCUAAUAGUGAAUUAACUUGUCCAGAACCAAAUUGUAGAGCAACAUUUAAUAUAAAAGAAAUUCGUCAUCUUAUACCAACGAUUCCUAACAAUGAAACAACAGAAAAUUCUGAUCGUCAUAAACGAAGUCAUAGUAAAGAAAGAAAAACUGAAUUUAUUUGGUGUGCUUAUGAAGAAUGUGGUUCAGGUCAAUUUCAUAUUAUGAGUCAACCAUCAUCUUCAAUAGUAACAUGUGUUUUAUGUAAAAGACAAACAUGUGCUUUACAUCAUAUUAAAUGGCAUAAAGGUCUUACAUGUCAAGAAUAUGAUCAACAACAACAACAACAAGAACAAGAACGACAACAAGCUAUUGAAAAUGCAGAAAAACAAUGUCCUAAAUGUCAAUAUAUAAAUGAAAAAAAUCUAAAUUCUGAUCGUACAAUAUGUUCAAUAUGUAAAUAUGAAUAUUGUCCGGAAUGUAAAGCAGAUUAUAAAGAAAUUCAAAAGAAUGGUCUUCAUCAUCAUAAAACAACAUGUAGUCGCUAUCAGGACAAUUCGAAAAAGAAAUCAUCUAAAUCAAGUGCUUGCACAAUACUAUAG
Rotaria sp. Silwood1 is the source of this 1380-nucleotide messenger RNA. Lineage: Eukaryota; Metazoa; Rotifera; Eurotatoria; Philodinida; Philodinidae. The record is from the annotation of a GenBank genome assembly.